This is a messenger RNA of Penicillium subrubescens, 1182 nucleotides long. RefSeq names its product DUF803 domain membrane protein. Gene Ontology annotation, cellular component: membrane. The record is from RefSeq and is a predicted model, not a curated record. Bases 1 to 1182 code for a protein of 393 amino acids. Gene Ontology annotation, biological process: magnesium ion transport. The transcript has 8 exons. Lineage: Eukaryota; Fungi; Ascomycota; Eurotiomycetes; Eurotiales; Aspergillaceae. Gene Ontology annotation, molecular function: magnesium ion transmembrane transporter activity.
AUGCUUCCAGAUAAAUACGUCGGGCUAAUAUUAGCCAUCCUAUCAACAAUGGCCAUUGGCACGAGUUUUGUGAUCACGAAAAAGGGUUUACAACAUGCCAACAGGCAGCAUGGCUUUGAAGGAGAAGGUUUCUCAUACUUGAAGAGUCCGAUCUGGUGGGGAGGUGUGGUGACAUUGGCCAUUGGAGAGAUCGCCAACUUCGCCGCCUAUGCAUUUGCGCCUGCGAUUCUCGUGACGCCCCUUGGCGCACUCAGUGUGCUGAUCGGUGCGGUUCUAGGGUCCUAUUUCUUGAAGGAACGAUUGGGAACAUUGGGCAAACUGGGUUGUGCGAUGUGUCUCCUCGGCUCGGUCGUCAUUGUCCUCCAUGCGCCUCCGGACAAGCCCGUGGAACGGAUUGAUGAGAUCUUGGCGUAUGCCGUGAAGCCAGGAUUCCUCCUCUACUGCUUGGUCGUUGCAAUCUUCUCCACUGUCAUGAUUUAUCGGGUUGCCCCGGUGCAUGGAAAGAAGAAUCCUCUGAUCUUCAUCUCGAUUUGUUCGACGGUCGGCUCCAUCUCUGUCAUGUCUGUCAAGGCGUUUGGUAUCGCGGUGAAACUGACCCUCGGGGGCAACAACCAAUUCGUCCACGCAUCUACCUAUGUUUUCGCCAUUGUUACCGCCUUCUGCAUUCUCACCCAGAUGAAUUAUAUUAACAAGGCAUUGAACGCCUUUUCGACCUCGAUUGUCAACCCCCUCUACUACGUUACGUUCACGACGGCUACGCUCUGCGCUUCUUUCAUUCUCUUCCAAGGUUUCAAUACCACCGAUGCAGUCAACACAAUCUCCCUGCUCUGCGGAUUCCUCAUCAUCUUCACGGGAGUAUAUUUGCUCAACCUUUCCCGGCAUGACCCCGACGGCCGGCACCUGGUGAAUUCCAAGUUCGAUGACGAAGGUGUGCCCACCGAUGCGAUCUCUAGCUUCCAGACCCGGCGGUCCAUGCAAUCUCGCCGAAGCUCCUCGAGUAUUGCCUUUAUGAACGGCCACGGCGACCGGGAGGGCCUCAUUCACUCCUAUGACGUCGAGAACAACCAUGGAAUCGGCCUGGAUGAUCUGGCAGAGAGCGACGGAGAGCCAGGGCCUACCUACGCUCGUAAUGACGAGCUCGAACGGACGGUGAUGCACACGAAGCAAAACAGCCAGGUCUAG